GAAGGGAGGGGCAAGGCUAGGCCAGAUUUUCCUCCAAACACUCCCAUUCUUUUAAAGGUUCAGAGCUCAGCUGCCUGUCCCUGGACUCUCCCUCAGUUUGGGUCUUGAAACUGGGUUAUUUUGAUGUACACGGCUCCCUAGACACUCCCUGUAUUACACUUCCAUCUUCAGAGAGCUUUGUCUUGAAGACCACUCGCCUCUGGGGACCUAACUUUUAAUAUCUCUUGUGAGAUCUGGUCUUCUGCAGCAACUUUCCACUGGCAUGUGUCAAGUACAGAGAUGAAUCCUGAAGGUUCACGUAUCCAAGAUGAUCCAGAUGUCAAGCGGAUGAUGGCGGGAUCAACUCUGAGGAAAGUUAAGUCCCGCUCUUGGAAAAAGCAGCGGCAUUUCCGCCUUCUGGAGGACGGCCUGACAAUCUGGUACAAGUCCAGAUGGGCAGGGAAAGGUCACUCCACCUUCUCAGUGAUGGAGAUAGAAGCAGUGCGUGAAGGCCAUCAGUCUGAGGUCCUGCUGAGCAUCGCCGAGGAGUUUCCUGCCGACCUGUGCUUCACCUUGGUGUUUCACGGUCGCCAAGGCAACCUGGAUCUUGUUGCCGACUCUCCGGAGGAGGCCCAGUCCUGGAUCCAGGGAGUGCGCAAGCUGAUCCAUAAAGCCCAAACAAUGGAUGAGCAGGAGAGGCUGGACCAAUGGGUUUGGGACUGGUUUCAGAAAGCUGACAAAAACAAAGAUGGGAAGAUGAAUUUUAAAGAAGUGAAGACCCUGCUGAAGAUGAUGAACGUAGACAUGAAUGAAGAACAUGCUUUUCACCUCUUCACGAUGGCUGACAAGUCAGACAGCGGCUCUUUGGAAAUCGAGCAGUUUGUUCACUUCUAUAAGAUGCUGACUCAGCGGGAUGAAGUGUGGAAGGUGUUUCAGGAAUAUUCUGGAGAUGGAGAGCGGUUAAUGUUGGAGGAGCUGGAACUUUUCCUGAGGGAAGAGCAGCACGAGGGCGAGCCGAGCGCACAGCACGCCAAGGAGCUCAUUGCACACUAUGAACCAUCCGAGACAGCCGUGAAGCAAGGCGCCAUGUCCUUAGAUGGCUUCCAGAUGUACCUUUGCUCCCCAGAGGGCUCCAUAUUCAAACCUGAGCUCCAGGAACUCCACCAGGACAUGAGCCAGCCGCUCACUCACUACUUCAUCUCCUCUUCACAUAACACCUACCUCCUAGAGGACCAGCUGCGUGGACAGAGUAGCCUGGAGGCCUACAUCCAGGCCUUGAAGAGGGGCUGCCGCUGUGUAGAGGUGGACUGCUGGGACGGCGGCGACGGGGAGCCCGUUGUGUAUCACGGCCACACUCUGACCUCAAAAAUUCUCUUCAAAGAUGUCAUUUUAACACUCAAAGAAUAUGCUUUCAGGGCGUCAGACUUCCCCGUGAUCGUGUCCCUUGAGAAUCACUGUGGCGUGGAGCAGCAGACGAUCAUGGCCCAGCACCUGAGCCAAAUCUUGGGUGACACACUCCUGACCACUACUUUGGAUGGACAGAUCCCUCAACAGCUCCCUUCACCACAGGAACUGAGGGGGAAAAUUUUGCUAAAAGCCAAGAAAAUUGGUGGUCUAGAGGAGUGUCUUGAUGACACCCUGACAGAUGAAGGUAGUGAUGAGGACGAGAUGGCUAAUGGUGAUGCAGAGAGCCCUGAAAAUCCAGCAACUGACAAGAAAAACAAGAAGUCUAAACUGUCAAGGGAGCUGUCAGACUUGGUGGUUUACUGCAAGAGCGUGCACUUCCAUGACUUUGAGCAUGCUCGCUCUCACGCCAAGUGCUAUGAGAUGUCUUCAUUCUCUGAAUCCAAGGCAAAGAGACUUUCCAAAGAAGCAGGCACAGAAUUUGUGCAGUACAACACACGGCAGCUGAGCAGGACCUACCCCGGUGGCCUGAGGACAGACUCUUCCAACUACAACCCCCAGGACAUGUGGGACGUGGGUUGCCAGAUAGUGGCCCUGAACUUCCAGACGGCUGGUAUGGAAAUGGAUCUGAAUGAUGGCCUCUUCAGGCAGAACGGCUGCUGUGGUUACAUCUUAAAGCCAGACUUCAUGAGAGACGGCAACACUCAGUUCAGUCCUGAGAGACCCAAGGAGCGGCACGGCCACCAACCACUCCGCUUAUCAAUACAGGUGAUAAGCGGGCAACAACUCCCAAAGGUGAAUCAGAAAGAGGGUUCUAUUGUAGACCCGCUGGUCAGAGUGGAGCUCUACGGCGUGCCACAGGAUCAGGCCAAAGAGGAGACCAGUUACAUUAACAACAAUGGUUUUAAUCCCGUGUGGAAUGAAACUCUACAUUUUGUGAUUCACACCCCUGAGCUGGCUCUGGUUCGUUUUGUGGUGGAGGACUAUGACAAGGCAUCCAGGAACGACUUCAUCGGACAGUUCACGCUUCCCUUCAUGUGCAUCCAGACAGGGUACCGUCACAUACAUUUGCUGUCUAAAGAUGGAACGGCCAUACCUCCUUCUUCACUCUUUGUGAACGUCAGUAUUACAGAGCUCACAUGAAAACAAAAACAAAAGAAAAUGUAAUAUCUGAAGCCAGAGAAGGUUGAGUCAAGUGCUUCCCACGAAGCAAACAAUGAUUUGGAAAAACAUGCGUCACAGUUUGAUUUUAGGCAUGUCUGACGUCUAAGUACAGAAAACCAAAAGGUUAACGUCAGAGAGCGUAUAGCUCCAUAACAUAUGGUAGUCUGCCUCUAUGUAUUACCAUUACCAGUAUUUAUUGAAGGUCUUCAAUAUUUCUUGUCUAUGAAUGUAAAAGAUGAUGAAGGAUGGCUGCAUGUCGUACUGAAAGUGACCAAGCUUUCCAACAAAUAUGAAAUCUUUCCUCUAAGGAUGUCCCUUCAUCUGUUUUAUUUCAUGGAAGAAAGAAAGAAGGAAAUAUGACCCAAAUUAUUAUAUAUAUCUUAGAUAAGGAGAUUCUGGCUUUGCAAAACAUGCCUCAAGAAAAUUGAAUACAAUCACUUAAAUUGCCAUUUUAUCAGUGAGAGGAAGGAAAGUAUCAAAUCACUGUGUAAUUUGCAUUAAUAUUUGCACACUUAAAAGGCCUUUAUGGACAAGAUUUCUGGGCACAACAGAGGGGACAGAGUGGGUCUGAUUUCUGUUGGUGUCUGGAUUACAUGUUGGCUUUUUACAGAUGAUGAGGUCCUGUUCGGGGAUGGGACCGAACACCUCCAAAUCUAAAUCCGUUUUUCUCUGUCAGAAAGGGCGUGAAUGCCUUCUCUGGGUGGCAAGUUUUAUGCACGAGUGAAGGAAGAACAGAGAAGGAGAUUGACAUGCGGGUCGGUGCUAAUAUGUUGUGGUGAAGAGAGAGCUGAGACAAAAUGCAAGGGUCUAGUGUCACCCUCACCUCACAAACUGUGGGUAGUAAUUGGGAGAAUAAGAUUGCAGAUACAUCUGGAUGAAAUUAUUUAGUGGCUGGACUCUUCCUGAGUGUGACAAAAUCCACCAUUUGAGAGGGACUUGGAGUAGAGUUGCUUCUCCUCCACAUCUUAAGGAGCAAGUUGAAAUGGUUUGGGUAUUUGGUUAGGAUUCCUUCUAGACACCUCCCUGGGGAGAUGCUCUAGGUAUGUCCAACUGGACACAGCCCCCAGGGCAGACCCAGCACAUGCUGGAGAGACAAAAUCCCUUCCCUCGGUUGGGAACCCCUUGAUAUUCUCUCAGAAGAGCUAAAGGUGAUAGAUGUGGAGUGGGAGGGCUGGGCAUCUUUGCUUAAUCUGCUGCCAUGACGACCCGAACUCAGAUAAGUGAACAUGGAUGGUUAGAUGGAUGGAUGAAAAUGUCAAAACCUAAAAAAAAAAAACUGCUGCACAUGGCUGAGUGAUUUAAACAUGGCUCCAAUGAGAAACAGUUGAGAGGAUUUUGUAAAACUCUUUCAACAGAAGGUUUUAUAUGAGAAACCUUUAGGUCAACCAAGGAAAAUGGCCAAGUAAUAUGCUUUUAAAAGAAAAAAAAAAGGUAAAUUAAAAACAAAAGGGCAGAAUUGGGAAGUCAAGUUUGUGAUUGAAGAGUAAAAUGUUUGGCUGAAGGAAACUGGACUUGCAUACUGCAUGCUUAUUGCAUACAUAUGCUAGUCAAGCGUAGGAGCAUCAUUAGCGCUUAAAUAGAAUAAAACAAGAUGUCAGCAGGUUUAAUAGAACCCGACAUGGACUGCGGAUGAUAACUUGAUAGUUAUAUUCAGUGAUGAACUACAAAUCUGCAAUGGACAAGGAGAUGCAGGAAGUUUUAUCUGGUGCAGAACCAAUAAAACGUAUAAAGAUGUCUACCUGAGGACAAAACGCUUAUGUCCACAGUCACUGAUGACACAGCAGGGGAAGACCACAAAAGAUGUCAAUCAUCAAGCGUCGGUGUAUACUGAUGUUUUGUACACUUUUCUCAUUCCAUCAAUGGAAAGUACGUUUGUUGAUGACAUUAUUUCACCAGUUAUAUUUAAUUACUGCCACAUGUUUUACAAAGCCUGAAUGUUUGUCUCAUGCAUAAAACAGUUUUGUGAUUUCUUUUCCGCAAGAUAAAACAGCUGAAUGAACAUCCUCUAAGAGUGUUGAUGCAAUAUCUUUCAACAGGGUUGAUAGUUUAAAAAAUAUAUUGUUAAAAGAUGGCCAAAUGCCAGUAUUAUGAAUCAAUAAUUACUCAAAACUUUGCAUCAAGUUGGUUAAUCUGCAGCAAAUUUUUAAGAUAAGACAUUUCUGUUAGGCUAAUGUUAAAAUUGUCCAAUUGUCGUGUAUUGUAUAAUGUGUGAGUGUACGCAAGCAUUUUCACAUUUUCUGAAUGGUGCAAUAUCAAUGAGUAAAAAUCAAUAUUCAACAA
Messenger RNA from Cololabis saira (Pacific saury), 4827 nucleotides. RefSeq names its product phospholipase C, delta 4b (gene plcd4b). Gene Ontology annotation, biological process: intracellular signal transduction; lipid metabolic process. Gene Ontology annotation, molecular function: calcium ion binding; phosphatidylinositol-4,5-bisphosphate phospholipase C activity. Lineage: Eukaryota; Metazoa; Chordata; Actinopteri; Beloniformes; Belonidae. The transcript has 16 exons. The record is from RefSeq and is a predicted model, not a curated record. The coding region runs from base 280 to 2526 and encodes 748 amino acids.